Molecule: messenger RNA, 2090 nt
Organism: Leptosomus discolor (cuckoo roller)
Lineage: Eukaryota; Metazoa; Chordata; Aves; Leptosomiformes; Leptosomidae
Source: RefSeq, a predicted model, not a curated record
UGCCCACUUUCACCGCUGUCUCCUGCUCUGCCUGUUCCUGCUUUCAGCAUGGUAAAGAAGAAUACUAUCCCCGAUGGCUCCUGUGAUAGUCUGGAAGGAGCUCCACCAGAGAUCAUAAAAAGGGCAGACAUUAUCAGGGCAAUUAACCAGAGGCUUACCCCAACCCAGAAGUUUACACCAAAAGACUUAAUUGCUGCAAUGAAAGCCCUAAAUGUGGAGCUUGGAUUAAUUAUUGAUUUAACAUAUACCACACGAUACUAUGAAGUUAAGGAUUUACCUAAAAGUGUGCAGUAUAAGAAGCUUUAUACUGUUGGACUUGAAGUCCCCGAUAAUGCUACUAUCCUGCAGUUCAAAAAAUGGGUCAGAAAAUUCCUAUGGGAAAAUGCAGGAAAUGAGAAACUCAUUGGCGUUCACUGUACUAAUGGAAUUAAUAGAACUGGCUACCUUAUAUGUAGAUAUCUUAUAGAUGUUGAAGGCUGGGAUCCAGAGGCAGCAAUCCAAGCUUUUGGUGAUGCUAGAGGUCAUCGCAUGGAUGGUCUCGUGUAUCUCACAGAUCUCAGAACACAACCAAUGAGAAGUAACCUUGGAAUGGAUGUAUGGGAUUCAGAUGAAGAUAUUAUUCCUCCACCACAUGCAAUGGAAGGACCUGUAGAACAAAAACUUCUUUGCAGGUCUGGGAAGAGAUUAAGAAUGUAUGAUGACCACUCUCACAAUGAUAUGCAAGGACAGAUACAGCUGAGAGAUUUUGAUUUCAUUAAUAAGGGACCUGGACAAAGACGAAGACCGUUUCAUGACCAUCAGACUCAGGAUGAUUUAAGAACACCAAUGCAGAUGAGAAAUUGGGACUACAGUAGGGGACCAGGACAGAGGCGAAGACCCUUUCCUGAUCACCAGUUUUAUGAUGAUUAUCAAGAAGACAUGCAGCUGAAGGACCUAGACUUCAGUAACAAGGGACCUGGACAAAGGUUGAGACCUUUUCACGGACACCAAUUUCAUGACGAUUUACAGGCAGAGAGACCAUCGAGGGACAUUGAAUUUAACAGAGGCCGUGGACAAAGGCAGAGAUCUUUUCCUGACCAUACAUCUCAUAAUGACUUGCAGGAAGAUAGGCAGCCAAAGGAUUUUGAGUUUGGUAGCAGGGACCGUGGCCAGAGACGAAGACCCUUCCAUGACCCCCAAUCUCAUGAUGAAUUUCAGACUCAGAUGCAGUUAAAAGAGUUAGAUUGUGUCAGCAAAGGUCCUGGCCAGAGACUAAGAUCUUUCCAUGGCUAUCAGUCUCAUGAUGACUUAGAGUCACAGAUGCAAUCGGGAGAUUUUGAGUUUGUUAGUAGGGGUCGUGGGCAGAGGUUGAGACCUUUCAACAAUCACCAGCCUCGCAAUGACUUACAAACAGAGGUGCAACUAAAAGAUUAUGAUAAUAAAGGUCCUGGGCAAAGGCACAGACCUUUUCAUGACCAUCAGCCUUAUGAUGACUUACAGGAAGAGACUCAGUUAAAGGAUUUUGAUUACAUUAAUAAAGGGCGUGGACAAAGGCCAAGACCUUUUCAUGAUCAUCCAGGUCAUGAUGACUUACCACGUGAAUGGUGUUCAGACAGAAGUCAAUCUUUUUCUUCCCGUGAAAAUGUACCAGAACCUCAUUUCUCCUCAUCUCCUUCACUUCACAGAGAUUAUGGGUCUGAUAAUGAUGACUUUAACAGAAGUUACAGUAAUCGACCAAAUUGUCUUGAAGACAAGAGGAGAAUGCAUUCCUCAGAUGAAUUUAAUAGAGGAAAAAACAGAUUUGUACCAUAUUCUUCACGAACAAUGCAUCCAUCUUCGUCUUUACACCAAGAAGAUAGUUCAAUAGACUAUGAAGGAAAACCUUUUCAAGGUGAAACUACCAGAGAAAUGGAACAAAGCAAAAGAUUACCAGUUGUAACAGUUGAUUACAAUUAUGGUCUGCCAUUAGAUUAUGGACCUGAAGAGGAAGAGAGAACACAUUAUGAUUUACCUCCAAGAGACUGCUACAACUGGAACUGAAUAAAAAGGAUGUUCACUCAUUUAGACUUACUUUUACCCAAUUUACUUUGUAUGUGGACCAAUUUUUUUUU